AUGAAGAAAAAAAAUGAAAGGAAGACCAAUGUAGAGCAAGUCAUGAGUGAUUAUUUGUUGAACCUUAGUCAAAUUUAUAACCAGUCCAAUUCAUUUAGUGAUAACGAUAAUAAUAAUAAUAAUAAUGAUAACAACAACAAUAAUAACAACAAUAAUAAUAACAACAAUAAUAAUAAUAAGAGAUAUUUAAAAUUGAAUAACUUUCGGAUUGACAAUAUGAUGAGAAAAAAAAAAGGUUGUGAAUUAUUUUUAAAAGAUAAUAUAAAUUAUAUUGAUAAUAAAAAAAUUGAAUUGUCAUAUUAUGAUAAAGUUAUGAAUAAUAUUUUUUCAAAAAAAGAAAGAGAAAUUUAUAGAAAUAUACAAAAUAUUAUUAAAACACAAGAACGAAAUGAUAUAGAUUUAGAAGUAAAUGAAUAUUUAUAUUCUUAUUUAUUUAUUCUGGCUAUUAAAAAAAUGUUCUAUGAUAUUAUAGCACAGAAAAAAAUGGAAUGUCACAUAAAUAUAAUGCGUAAUCAGAAUAUUAAUAAAACCAACUUUCAAAAAAAAGAUAUAUAUGAAACUACAAAUAAUAAUUUAUAUAAACUAAAAUAUAGUUCCAAUGAAAAAAAUGUGCAGCAAAGUGAACAUGCGUAUUACUCAAAAAAUAUUAAAAUAGAAACACAUGAACUAACUCAUAAUAUGGAUAAUAUCAAAAAAAAUAUGCAUCAUGAAGAAUGUGUAAAUAAUGUUCAUAAUGAUGAUAAUGUUGAGGGUACAAACUUGGAUGAUGAAAAUAAUUUUAAAGAAAAUUUUAAAAAUAAAAUUUAUCAUAAUAAAUUGAAAAACUUAGAUAGUCGCACCACGGGCAGUUUUAAUUCUAUAGACUCAAAAAAUGAAGGCAGCAAGGGUGAUAAUAAUAAAUGUGACGAUAAUAGGUGUGAUGAUAAUAAAUGUGACGAUAAUAGGUGCGAUGAUAAUAAGUGUGACGAUAAUAGGUGUGAUGAUAAUAAAUGUGAUGAUAAUAAAUGUGACGAUAAUAGGUGUGAUGAUAAUAAAUGUGACGAUAAUAAGUAUGAUGAUAAUAAAUGUGACGAUAAUAAGUAUGAUACAAAUAAGAUACAUAGUAAUAAAAGUAAGAAUUUUUAUAAAGACUAUAUUAUGCUUUUAUACAAUAUUAUGAAGAAGAAUAAAUAUUACUGGCUUGUUCCUUUAAGUAUUGUUUCUUGCAUAUAUAUAUAUUACAGAAUGAGAGUUCGUGUUUGUUUUUUUUUUAAAAAUACUUAUUCAAAUGUAUGUAGAUUUAUGACAAAUUUAUUUUUUAAUAAUAAUGGUUUACAUGGAAAUAAAAAUCUCAUACUUAAGGAUUAUAAUCAUUUUUUUAAUAACAUAAAUCGAAAUAAUGUAAAGACGAUAUUAUUUAAUCCAUCUAGUAAUACAUUCACAUAUAUGUUAGAUAAAAAUGUUCCCAAAACAUCAGGACUUAUGAUGUAUAAUAGUAGAUUAAAUAAUAAUGAAAAUGGUAGUGUUGGAAGCAGCUGGUUAUCAUCAUCACCAUCAUCAUCAUCAUCAUCUACACAUAAUAAUAAUAAUAAUAAUAAUAACAUUUUGUAUAUGAUAUAUUAUAAUGAUUAUAUUAUGAAAUAUCUUUUAAAAAAUAAAGUUUAUGAACAUGUAGAUUUUAGAGUAGAUGAAAAAUUAUUAAGACUAUCCGUUUAUGAUAUAAUUAAAAGAAAUAUAUUUGAUAUCUUAACAUAUACUUUUUCCAUUUUAACUUUUUAUUAUAUUUAUGAAAAGAAUAUACUAAGUUGUAAUAAUGUAGAUUAUUCUUUUGAAAAACACAACAAAUUACAAUCAUUAAACGAUAUUAUAUUAAAUGAUAAUAUAAAAAGAGAAAUAAAAAGCAUGCUAUUUUUUGUAUUAUAUUCGAAAAUGUUUAAUGAACCAUUUAUUUAUGAUACCAUAUUAUUUUCGGGUGAUACAGGUACAGGGAAAACUAUGUUAGCAAAAACGAUGUCAAAGGAAUUAAAUUUCGAUUUCUUGCAUGUAUCAGGUUCUACAUUUAUAGAAUUAUAUAUAGGAAGUGGAGCAUCCAAAAUAAGAUCCUUAUUUAAGAAAGCAAAAAAAAAUAAUAAACCUAUGGUUAUCUUUAUAGAUGAAAUAGAUAGCAUAGGAAUAAGUCGAUCUAUGAAUAAUGAUAUGUCUUUUUCAAAUCAGGAAUAUGCACAAACAUUAAAUCAAUUGCUUAUUGAAUUGGAUUCUUUGCAUGAGUAUAAUAAAAUUCAUAUGUUGUCAGAACAAAAUAAACAAUGGAAUAUUUUCAUGUACAUUAAAAAUAAAUUAAUUAAUAAUAUUUAUGGUAAAGAAAAUAAAACAUAUAAUAAUAAUAAUAAUAAUAAUAUUGAUGGGGAUGAUAAUGGUUAUGGUUAUGGUGAUGGUAAUGGUUAUGGUGAUGGUAAUGGUUAUGGUUAUGGUAAUGGUUAUGGUGAUGGUUAUGGUUAUGGUAAUGGUUAUGGUAAUGGUGAUGGUUAUGGUAAUGGUUAUGAUUAUGGUGAUGAACUUUUAUAUGGAAAGUAUCAUAACAUAUCUAGAAAAUAUUCAUAUUAUUAUAAUAAUAGUAGUGAUGAUUAUCAAACAAAUAAUCAUAAUGACCAUAUUGAUGAGAAAAAAGCUUAUGAUAUAUAUAAUUAUUACCUAAAUAAUGAUUUAAGUAUAUACGAAAUUGAAGAAUUAUUUAAUUUGAAGAAAUAUAGAACCCAACAUUUUAUUCUUUUUAUAGGAGCUACUAAUAGAUAUAAACAAUUAGAUUCUGCAUUAAUAAGAGCAAAGCGAUUUGAUAAAGUCAUACAUUUUAAUUUGCCAAACAUUAAUACACGUAUGAAGUUAUUUUCGUUUUAUAUUAAUAAGUAUAUAAAGGGAAAUAUAACUUGUAACAAAAUGAGUAAGAAAAAAAAUGAUCUUCCUUUAUCUCCGAAAGGGUAUGCUUCUUAUAUGAAUCCUGAUUUGAAUUAUUACGAGAGUCCUAAGGAAAAUGUGUUUACAUAUAUGAAGAAAACAGGCACCACAAAAAAUGAAAUAAAUAAAUAUUACGAUAAUGAUGAUCACAGUAAUGAUGAUCACAAUAAUGAUGAUCAUAAUGAUGGUCUUAAUGAUGAUCAUAAUAAUGAUGAUCACAAUAAUGAUAAUCACAAUAAUGAUGAUCAACCUUGUGAUGGUAAUACUCUACGUAACCAUAUAGACAAUCAUAAAAAUAAGAAUAAUAACUUAAAAAAUAAAAAUACUUUAAUGUAUCGAAUACAACCUUAUAACAAAUAUAAUGUACAGUACUAUACACAUUUUAAUUAUUUUAACUUUAGUUAUAAUAUAAAAUAUCGACCAACUCUCAGUCCAUUCAUUAUAAAUAAAAAUAAAAAAGUACAUGAAAAAAAUACUAAUAUAUAUAAUUUUAUAGACAUAUUCACUCUUUCAAUUCUAACAUUUCAUUUUAAUUGUGCCGAUAUUGAUCAAUUAACAUAUUCUGUAAAAUCAAAUUUAAUGACAAAAAAGUUUAUUAAUAAAAAAGAAUUCAAUCUAAAUAAUUUAUUAAUGAUUAAUUUAGAUGAUAUGCUACAUAAGAAAUUUACAUAUGAUAGUCAUUUAGAUAAAAUAGUAUCACAAAAAAAUUCAGAUGAACAGGAAAAUUUCUCAUCAUCCUUUAACAACAGAAUAUUGAAUGCAUGCAAUGUAGAUGCGGAAGAAUAUUUGCAUAAGUUUCUUACAUAUUGUAAUAAUAUUUUCUUGGAUAAAAUCAAGUACAUACGAAAAAAACAAAUGAAUCGAAAUAAAAAGGAGGAAACGAUAGGUGAUAAAAAUAUAAAGAAGUGCACAAAAUAUGAAGAUAAUAUAUAUAAUAAUGAUGAUAAUAAAAAUGAUAAUGAUGAUGAUGAUAAUAAUGAUGAUAAUGAUGAUGAUUACCAUGAUGAUGAUUAUCAUGAUGAUAAUUACCAUGAUGAUGAUUACCAUGAUGAUGAUUACCAUGAUGAUGAUUACCAUGAUGAUGAUUACCAUGAUGAUAUAAAAAAAAAUAUAAACGAUUUACAUUUUACAAAUGAUAAAUAUAUGCAUUAUAAUUACAAUAAUAAUAAUAAUAGAAUAAAUAUGAAUUGUUAUUUAUCCUAUGAUGAUUUAUUACUUUUAUAUGAAUCCAAAAAAAUUAAGUUACAUGUGUGGGAUGAGAAUCUAAAUGAUGUACAUAAUAAUAAUUUAAACAUUCAUAAUAAUAACUCUUUUUUUAAUGAACAUAUACAAUAUUGUAUCUUAUGGAAAUCUAUACAAACGUAUUAUAAUACCUUACAUAUAAAUUAUAAGAAUAUUACUUUUUAA
This is a messenger RNA of Plasmodium reichenowi, 4338 nucleotides long. RefSeq names its product AAA family ATPase, putative. Gene Ontology annotation, molecular function: ATP binding; ATP hydrolysis activity; ATP-dependent peptidase activity. Bases 1 to 4338 code for a protein of 1445 amino acids. Lineage: Eukaryota; Apicomplexa; Aconoidasida; Haemosporida; Plasmodiidae. Gene Ontology annotation, biological process: proteolysis. The transcript has a single exon. The record is from RefSeq and is a predicted model, not a curated record. Gene Ontology annotation, cellular component: chloroplast thylakoid.